This is a messenger RNA of Elaeis guineensis (African oil palm), 1703 nucleotides long. Its product is annotated as patatin-like protein 3. Lineage: Eukaryota; Viridiplantae; Streptophyta; Magnoliopsida; Arecales; Arecaceae. The record is from RefSeq and is a predicted model, not a curated record. Gene Ontology annotation, biological process: lipid metabolic process.
CUUCCCCGCCUCUCUCUCCCACCUCCGGAGUCACCAGAUCGGCUCGACCGGCCUACACGGCUCGAAGCCGCGAAGACUGUAGAGGUAUUAUUACGGGAAUGGAGUCACCGGCGGCUUGGAUGGAGCCGAGCCUCGACGUCGACAAGCUGAGCUACGAGAUCUUCUCCAUUCUUGAGAACAAGUUCCUCUUCGGUUACGACGAUCCAAAGCUCUUCCUCGCCGCUGGAACCCCGCCGGAGACGCCCCUCAAGGUCUCCACUGCCGCCGGGCGGGUCCGCAUCCUCUCCAUCGACGGCGGCGCCGCCGGCACCUCCGACGGCCUCCUCGCCGGUGUCGCGCUCUCCCGCCUCGAGGCCUCCCUCCGCAAGCUCUCCGGCGACCCCGCCGCCCGGAUCGCCGACUUCUUCGACCUCGCCGCCGGAUCCGGCGCCGGCGGCGUCCUUGCUGCCAUGCUCUUCACCCGCGGCCCCGACGGGCGCCCGCUCUUCUCCGCCGACGACGCCCUCCGCCUCCUCACUAAGAACCACUCCUGUCUCGCCGCCUCCGGCGAGAAGGGACUUCUCCGCAAGAUCUUCCGGCGAUCGGGCGGCAGCAGCUGCCGGACAUUCUUCCGGCGGGUCUUCGGCGACACCACGCUGCGGGAUACCGUGAAGCCGGUGCUGAUCCCGUGCUACGAUUUAGCUUCCGGGGCGCCGUUCGUCUUCUCCCGGGUGGACGCGGUGGAGACGGACGGCUAUGAUUUCCUGAUGCGCGAGGUGUGUGCCGCGACGUGCGCCGCCGCAGCGGCGGUGGAGAUGCGGUCGAUGGACGGCCGGACGCGGCUCCGGGCGGUCGGCGGGGGGCUGGCGAUGAGGAACCCCACGGCGGCGGCCGUCACGCACGUGCUGAACAACAAGCAGGAGUUCCCCUUCGCCGCCGGGGUGGAGGACCUCCUGGUGGUGUCUCUUGGUCCCGGGGAGGCGGAGAUCGCCGGAAAAUCUCCGGCGCCACCGUCCGCGGCGGAGUUCGUCCGGAUCGCUGGAAUGGGCCAGGCCGACAUGGUGGAUCAAGCGGUGGCCAUGGCGUUCGGGAAGAGCAUGGCAACGAACUACGUCCGAAUUCAGGGUCAUGGGGUCAGUUUGGGAAAAGCAGUUGAUGAAGUGGAAGCGGCGGAGCGAACGAUGGCGGAGAGAAACGUGGAGUCGGUUCUGUUCCGAGGGAGGAAGUUAACGGAGCGAACUAACGGCGAGAAGCUGGAGUGGGUAACAGAGGAACUGAUCAAGGAGCGCGAUCGGAGGAGGAGCAGCAGCGUGCCGACGGUCCUGAUCAAGCCGGCGAUCACGCCGAGGACGUCCUGCUCCACCAUCACUACUUCGGUGUCCAGCAUAACCUCUUCUGGGUCUCCACGAUUCUGACACGUGUUGCAUUACUUUGUUUUGGAAAGUGGUUGAUCGGUGUGCUCGCCCUCCCUGGAGCCGAUGGACGGUCAGGAUGGAAGAGGAGAGCCGACAGAGUGUGAGCAAGAGAGAGACCUUAAACUGAGUGGAAAUACGUGGCUGAUGGUGUACCAUGUGUACAUUGUAGGAUCUUAGUUUUUUUUUCCCUAAAAUUCUUUUUUUUUUUUUCUCAUGCUCCAUGGGGGCUUCAUGAGGGAAAGCUUAGUCAUGUGUUGGAUUUGGAAGUGUCUAUAUUGAGGUAAAAUUUAUUCACAAGAUUGAUGAGCA